Molecule: messenger RNA, 1905 nt
Organism: Penicillium psychrosexuale
Lineage: Eukaryota; Fungi; Ascomycota; Eurotiomycetes; Eurotiales; Aspergillaceae
Exons: 4
Coding region: 1-1905 (634 amino acids)
Source: RefSeq, a predicted model, not a curated record
AUGAAUGCCAAGGACCUUUUACCGGGUUACGAGCAGACCUUGCCCGUGCUGUCUCGGCCAUCGGCUGCGGCUUGGGCGGCCGAUCCGAUCCACUCCCCCUAUGCAGCUCCCAUCCACUUCGAUCCCAAUAUACACCCUAUACAAACUAUGGCCUCAACACCAGCUCCUGCACCAGCUCCUCACCCACCCAAGGCGCCUAGUCGGAAAACAACCACCAGAGUACGCAAACCCCGCAAAACCGCCAAUGCAUCUACGGGGAAAUCGACUUUGUUUUGGGUCAACAGUGAUCAACAAACGGCAGCGGCAGGCACAACGGAUGAGACCCUGAAGCGGAUUCGGUCCCAUGUCAUGUCCGAGCAUAAUCGCAAGAAGCGAAUGGGGAACGGGGAGCAGUCCAAUAAAAGCAAAUGGAAGAACUCGCCUUGUCAGCCACCGACAAGGAACACCGGGGCACUGGUACCCGUUGAGCCUGUCCGUCCGUGUAUCGGUUCGUCUGCCAACUUGUCUAGCAGUCAAAUCUCAGAUGAACAAGAGCCAGAACAGGUCGAGGAGCUUGUUACGUCGACAGCCGUGGGAUACCCUGCUAUGCAAGCCGCAUCAUGGAAUGACUCUGGCUUUGGUGGGGCGAUGGCCUAUCCCUCUGCAUGGUCUUACGUGGGACAAGGAGCCAAUGAUCCUUUUCAUACUGGACAUACGCAUCUUACAGAUAGAAUGAUGCGACAUCUGCGAGUCUUCCUCUGGGAUCUGACACAAGAAGCGCAUCCAUUGCAAACGCGGUAUAAACCCAAGUUACAGGCUCAUUGGGCGUCCUUGAUCCAGCGCGACCCGGCCAUUCUGCAUGCGACAAUUUGUAUGGCUACUUCCAAUGAUGCUAUGCGUGCAGGCGAGCUACCCAUCCGAGACCCGAAUCAAAAGCGGAGUCAGUUGGUGAUCGACACGUUCCACCACCGUGGCGAGACUAUUCGACUGGUCAACGAGGGCCUGUCAGACCCGGUCAAGGCUUCCAGUGAUGUUCUGAUUGCUGCAGUUUCUACCUUGUUGACAAUUGAAAUCGCGUCGGGGAAUCCCGAUUAUCUCAAGAUCCAUCUUGCAGGUUUGCGACAGAUGAUCGCACUGCGGAAGAACUUUGACGAUGUCCCUUCAGACGUGCGGUUCCAGAUCUCAUGGACUGAUAUCCGAGUUGCUUGCAUGGCCCACGCCAAGCCUAUAUUCCCCUUUGUCCGCUACACUCGCCCAGCGCGAUUCUCUCUCAUCCCACCCAACGACGACGUAGCAUUACUUUCCACCCGCCUUUUCCCUCUACUCAAAAUACCCGGCAUCUUCGGCGAACCCAUGGCACAGAUCGUAUAUGAUCUCCUCGAACUAUCCUGGUAUGCAGAAUGGAUCAAAGGCAACACCGGGUACAAAGAGUUCAACGAGGAGACCGAGGACUAUUUCAACACAGAAGUGCUGCACGUAGAAUACCAACUGCACACAGAUCGAUACACCAUGACAGGCCAGGUAAAGGGCGACAACUCCAUCGAGGGCUGCACCCGUCUCGCUUUACUGCUAUUCCACAACAGCGCCAUCUGGAACUUCUAUCCAAUGAUCGGCCAGUUACUGCCCAAGCCAAUCCAGGCUCUGCGCAUUGCCCUCGAGGCGACCAUCCCAUCAGGCUUAUUCGCGCUCUGUCGCGACCUGCUCCUCUGGCAGCUUUUCAUGGGCGCGGCUUGCAGUCUAACCCUGCCGUCAGAGCGGGCCUUCUUUGUAUCUGAACUGGCCAAUGCUGCACGGCUGCAGGGAAUCCACUCUUGGCAGGAGGCCCGUUCUAUCUUGCUGGGCUUUUUCUAUGUCGAUCGCAUUCACCUGCCUAUGCUUCGUCAAAUCUGGGAUGAGUGUCAACUGCUGGUAGAACCGCCAGUAUGA